CCCACAGCACCUAUUCCACGCAUUUCUCCUCAUACCUUCCGUAAGGCGGUUCAAUCGCUCACUAUCAAACCCGAUAACGAGCCUCCGACGAGCUCUAUUGAAAGCUUCCCAUCUCCGCGGAAAGAUAAGGGAAAGCAACGAUACUCUGGUGCUGACGAACGUUCAAGCGAUGAAGAGCUUGUCUCAGGCGUCACAGAUACGCAAUUGAAAGCCAGAGGGAAGGCACUGUAUGAGCAAGCUCUGAGGAAGAAGGAGCUUCUCCAAGUUACCGAUAAACCACCCAAGAAAACUAUCAAUGGCCUCGCACGAUCACGGACCAUGACAAGCAACGGUAAACAGUCGGGACCGGACGCUCACCCAUUGACGUCUGGCAAGGGGGCUCAUGAAGGAGACUUGGAAAGCGUCCAGGAGAUGGAGGACGCGUACGUUGACCUCAACGGAGGGAAUAGCACGACUAUCGACACUUUCACACAAAGUGGGCCCCAAGACAAAGAGGCUCAACGUGUCCUUCUUCGCGAGGAGGACGAAGAAUGUACGCAGGAGGCCUUG
This is a messenger RNA of Suillus clintonianus, 549 nucleotides long. RefSeq lists its product as uncharacterized. The annotation marks the transcript as partial. The record is from RefSeq and is a predicted model, not a curated record. NCBI's taxonomy places the organism in Eukaryota, Fungi, Basidiomycota, Agaricomycetes, Boletales, Suillaceae. The transcript has a single exon.